This is a messenger RNA of Diabrotica balteata, 6022 nucleotides long. The record is from the annotation of a GenBank genome assembly. NCBI's taxonomy places the organism in Eukaryota, Metazoa, Arthropoda, Insecta, Coleoptera, Chrysomelidae.
AGUAUCGUAUGGAAAGUUUGUUGACAUUCGCCAUUAUCAUUGUAUCCACCAAAUUAACUGUGCAAUGCCAAAAUUGCUAGUAGAAAUAUAAAUGUGCAGAUUGAUGCAGUUUAAAGUUUCAAUGAAUUAAACGAAGUAUUUUUAACUUGUGUUAUAAUAAAUCACAAAUCACUAUGAGUAGUGGAAGUCACCAAUAUUUACAAAACACAAGCCAAAAGCCUUGUGUACGUACAGGUGAUAUUGAGCAUUUAUCUCAACUGUCCGAGAAUUUGGCUGCCUUAUGUUUAACUCAGGAACAUUCUGAUGUUACUCUAGUAGUUGAGGGGCAGAAAUUAAAUGCUCAUAAGGUAAUUUUAGCUGCACGAAGUGACUAUUUCAGAGCUCUUCUAUAUGGAGGUAUGAAAGAGUCAACCCAGAAUGAGAUUCUAUUACCAGAUGCUCCAUUAAAGGCUUUUAAGGUUCUCCUUAAGUACAUUUACACAGGCCAUAUGUUCCUAACUACCUUAGAAGAAGAUGUCAUCCUAGAUACUUUAGGUUUGGCACACCAAUAUGGAUUUCAAGACUUAGAAACUGCCAUAUCAGAUAUUCUGAGGCAGUUGCUUGCUUUAAAUAACGUAUGUGCCAUUUUAGAUGCUGCUCAUCUGUAUGGGCUAGAUAACUUGGUCAAAGUGUGUCACAAUUUUUUAGACAUGCAUGCAUCAGAAAUCUUAACUCAGGAAUAUUUCAUACAGCUUUCACAGGCAUCUCUAGUAGAACUCCUUCAAAGAGACUCCUUUUUCGCUCCAGAAGUCGAAAUCUUCCGAGGCGUUUGCAACUGGUGUAAAGCAAACGAAGACAAGGAUGAUUUAGUCAUGAAAUGUGUCAGAUUGCCGUUAAUGAGCGUUGCCGAUCUUCUGUCGGUGGUUAGACCUGCCGAUUUGGUCAAGCCAGACGCUCUCUUAGACGCUAUUGCUGAGAGGACCAAUAUUAGAUUGAGCAGUUUACCGCACAGAGGACAGUUGGUUUACGAAAACGUAGCCUGUCCUAGACUCGGUUCAAAAGUAGUAUCUGGAGAACUGAUGGAGUAUUUGCUGGACAGUGAUCACUAUUCGUAUGAUAUGGAAAGAGGCUACACGAGACACGCUAUAAAUGGACCCGGCGAUCAUGGAAUCAUUGUCAAAUUGGGUCAGCCUUCCAUUAUAAACCACAUUAGGAUGUUGUUGUGGGACAGAGAUCUAAGGUCCUAUUCAUAUUACAUCGAGGUAUCCAUGGAACAAAAGGAUUGGGUCCGAGUGAUCGACUACAGUCAGUACAGCUGCCGCUCCUGGCAAAAUCUUUAUUUCGAAAACAGAGUCGUCCAAUAUAUCAGAAUAGUGGGCACACACAAUACUGUCAACAAAGUGUUCCAUCUGGUGUCUUUGGAAGCGAUGUUCAAAUUAAAACUUCCAAAGAUGGUGAACGACAUUAUUUGUCCGGAUUACAACGUGGCAACGCUGGACAAAAACGCUGUGGUCAUCGAGGGAGUCAGUCGUUCCAGGAAUACUCUUCUGAACGGAGAUACGAAACGUUACGACUGGGAUUCUGGAUAUACCUGUCAUCAGUUAGGAUCUGGAGCCAUUCUUAUCCAAUUGGGCCAGCCUUACAUCAUAUCAAGUCUUCGUCUCCUACUUUGGGACUGUGACGAUAGAAGCUACAGCUACUACAUCGAAUCAUCUAUAAACAUUUGGGAGUGGGAAAUGGUGGUCGAUAACACUAGAGAAAGUUGCAAAUCGUGGCAGGUUAUUCGCUUUUCACCAAGGCCGGUGGUAUUUAUCAGAAUCGUCGGUACUCACAAUACAGCAAACGAGGUAUUCCAUUGCGUUCAUUUCGAGUGUCCUUCGAUGGAAGACGUAGAACCGGCUACCACUCCGAAACAGAAGAGAUUGAAAGAGACGUGCGUUCAAGAAGCCGGAGCUCAAGCGCCCGAAACAGCUACGGAAGCCGAAGAAAUGCCCACGGAUGAUGUAGAAAACGUAUUGCAAUAAAAUUUACAAUAAUAGAAGUAAUUAGUAAAUAUGUAUAAAUUGAGGGUAGGAUUUUGGCUCUGCGUAGAGAGGGCCGUUAGUUAUGUUUCUUGUUAGGUUGUACUUUCAACAUCUUGGAAAUCAUCAGCAAGAGUUUUUUUCUUUAAUUUUGGUAUUAAUAUCAAAAGCUAUAUACAGUUAAGUGCACAAAAGUUAUUAAGUCAUAUUAGGUGAGUAAAAUAUAGGCAGUUUUCUUACGCACCAACAUUUACAAGUCCAAUGAGACAAUGAUUUCAACUUUAUUCUUUUUUUUGCGAAUGAAAGCGCCAAGGUCUUAUUUUUGAUUAUCAGUCGUCAUAUGCAAGCACUUGUCAGCAAAGUCUGUCCCUAAACAAUUCGUUUUUAGUAUAAUCAAAUAAUAUCAAUAUUUUGAAGUUAUAUUUGUCUCUAAAGAUAUUAAUUUAAAUUAUAUCUUCGGUAAAACAGUUUUUUUUAACGAUAUUUCAAAAGUCUUUGGGUAAUAAAGUGCUAAAGUCGUCCCAUUUUUAUAUAGCAGAUUUAAAACUAAAAAACCUUUUUUCAACUUAUUUUAUAAUAAUAUUAAAUCUCUAUCAAUCUUUUAAGCUUAUAAUGUUGUUCUGUGGAUAUUAUUUUCAGCAAAAUUUCGUUAAAACAGUUUUUUGACUUUAUUCAUUAAUUUUUUGCUAAAGAAAGUACAGCGAUUGAUUUAUGUUUAGCAGUCAUCACAUUUUAGCAUUCGUCCACAUAACUUUCUCUCAAAUAACUCUCUUCUUAUAAAUUUAAGUACAUAUCAACAUUUUAAGGUUAUGUUAGUCUUCUACGGAUAUUAAUUUAAUUUAAAACUAAAAAAAACUUUUUUCAACUUGAUUUUAUAAUAAUUUUAAAUCUGUAUCAAUCUUUUAAGGUGAUAUUGUGGUAAUUUAAUUUAAAACUAAAAAAACUUUUUUUUACUUGAUUUUAAAUCUGUAUCAAUAUUUUAGGGUUAUAUUUUGUUCUGUGAAUAUUAAAUUCAAGUUAAAUUUCAUUAAAACAGUUUUUUUAAUUUAUUCUAUAUAUUUUUUAAGUAUUGAAGUCGUUUUUGUUUCACAGCAAUCACAUUCUAGCAUUUAUCAACAGAAAUUGCUUCCAAUUACUCGUUUCUAAUAGGUUUAAGUAUAUAUCAAUAUUUUAGGGUUAUGUUAAUCUUCUAAGAGAUAUUAAUAUAAUCUUAGACGAUUUUUUCGACUUAAUUCUCUUUUAUUUUGCUAGUAAAUGUGCUAAAAUAAGGCCCAUUUGUUAAAUGUUUAUAGAUAUAACUAUGCUCGUCUUGGGUCCUUCCAAAACAUAUAAAUAUUUUGAGGUUAUGUCGGUAUAAUAAAGGUAUGAAUUUCGUCUUAAAAAAAAACAGUUUGGUUAACUGUUUUAUUAAAUUUUUUAAGAAAGAUGGUGCUAAAGUUGCUUUUUGUAGGGCAGCCUUCAUGUUUAAACAUUUAUCAACAUAAUGUACCCCUAAUUAAUCAAUUUUUAGUAAAUUCACAUUUAUAUCUACAUUUUAAUGUUGCUUUUUUAUUCAGUGGAUCUUAAUUUACAUUAAAACUUCAAUGAAACAGGUUUUUAAAUUUAUCAUUAAAUUUUUUGCGGAAUAAAGUACUCGAUUUUUGUAGUGCAGUUAUCAUAUUAUACUAUUUAUCAGUAUAAUUUGCCCAUAAACAACUUGUUUAUAAUAAAUUUAAAUAUACAUCAACCUUUUAAGGUUAUGUCAAUGUUCUGUGGAUAUUAAUUUAAUAUCAAACUAUUCUCAAGUAAAUCGUCUUUAGUCGUUUUAAAGAAAUGCAAAUAUAAUAGGUGAUGUUGGUGUAGCUUAUUAAAGUAAAACUAAAAAAUGAGUGUUUCACUACUUUAUUUAUCAAUUUUUGGUAAUAAAACUACUUAGUUUCCUGUUUGUAUAUUCCAAAAUACCGUUGGCAUGGGCGAAGGCAGCGGGGUGUCAGGGGGUUGUACAUGUAUAGUUCCUUGUUUUAUUUGGUUAAUAAUAUGUAUAGAUGCAAAUGCACUGCUCUGAAAAGAAAAUACACCCCUCUGACAAUAAUUCUGGCGGCGCCCAUGACCGUUAGUGUCGUUUAUUAAACUGAAACUUUUAAAAAUUGUGCAUUUUAUUUAAUAUCGUCGAUUGUUUUGUGCUCAAAGACAUAAAUUAACUAUGUUUUAUGUAUUUUGUAUCACACGGUAUAUAGAAUGUAUAGAGAAUCGUCGAUUUUAUUUCUAAGUUUACAAGUUAUUCUUCAGUUUUUCGUCAUUUUUUGGCUAUGUAUUUUACCUAGUCAUGUCCAAGUUGAAGUUGUUGCUACACUUUUCAGUCCUGCGUGUAUUUUAAUAUUCUAUCCAAUCUUUUGACUAUUUGUAUUAGUUCUGCCAGUGCAACAACCUGUACCAACCUCUCCUAAAUGAUAUUUAUGACAUGCUUCCUUACUGUGUCGAAAGCUACUCUUAAUCAACGAAAAUCAGACAUUUUUCUGUGAAAUAAACAACAAAUUUGAAAUGAAAGUGUCUUAUGGUGUUUAAUAUGUUUAUGGUCUUGUUUGGAAAUGUCUAUAUGGUGCCUCUUUUGUGACUUAUAACUUUUGUAGUCUCUUACGAAUAUUUUUAACAAAUUGAAGACAUUAAGUUGGAACAGUUGUAUUUUUAUUUAUUUUCAGGUAUUUAUUUAAAGUAAGUAUCGUUUUGUAAUAAAAAUAAAAACACAAGUCUCUCCUUAUUAAACAAUCACUGCAGCGUGGUUACUUUUAAAACCUAUAGCUCAUUUAUAUAACAUUUCAUCGCUUUUAAUGUUUUUUUCUGAUAAUUUCAUUGAUUUCAUGAUAAGUACCUGCAGUUUUCACGUUUUAAGCGCAAAAAAUCGAAUAAUAGUACGUGUUCGAUAAUCACUAUUAUUUUUGAACGCAGACACACCAAAUUUCGAACGUGGUGGUCAGUAUCCGACCCUCAAAACGGUACUUACUCUAAAAGUAUUCCAGUAAUAUAAUUUGUUAAAAAUAUACUAUUCAUUAAAUAAAACUUUAAAUUAUUGUUGUCACUAGUUGUUUGUCACGUUGACAGUUGUAGAGAUUCGUUUCUUGUUCGAGAACGAGAAACAUGUAACGGGAAAAUAUUCCCGUAUUAUUUGUAUAUUUUGUUACGUGUUGAAAUACUCGAAUCGAUCUUCUUAAAUUCCUUCUGUGAUAUACGAUUAAAGAUCCAAUAUCUAUUUUAAUAUUCAAAAAAACGUCAGAAUCUGUGGAUAGUUAUGCAAAAAUAUUCACAAUAACUGUGUGCAGAAUUACUGCAUUGCAAACUAUUAUAUUGCUUCAACUAAUAGUUUUCUGUCAUAAAGUAGACAGUUUUGACAGGUUGAUCAAAAUUUCAAGUUGUCAAUGUACUGACAGCUGUCAGUAAUAGAUAUUAUUAUGCUUUAAUUUUGAUAUAAAACAAGCUUUAAACAAAAGACAAAGAUAUAUCAAUGCAUAAACGACUAUAUAUUGUUAAACUGCAUAUAACAUUUAUUGUCUAUUAUAUUUAAUGUGAAUAAUCUACAAUUUUAAUUGGAAAUAAGAUUUUCAUCUCAGAAAUUGUUGUGUGUGGAAAUCAAAUAUAACGUAGGUUUUAUCAAUUAAAAUUGUGGUUUUCUCGGUUUAUUCCCAAUAAUACUAUAGAAAUGCCAUAAAAAAGUAGUGUCAGAAGUUUAUUAUCUUAGUAUAAUUAUUUAAAAUUUUUCUCAAAUAUUUUUGGAACUAUCCACUCACAAAAAUUAUCAAAACCCGACCAAUCGGUUGCUAAAAAUGUUAUAAAUUCGUGAACAAUCCAAUCUACUGUGGUAUUUUCCUGCUUUUUUUUAUUAUUAAAGAUGUUUCGGCUUUUGAUGCCUUAGCAAUACGUUGUAAUUUGUGAUUUGUUGUGACUCCGUUUGCAAAUGGCAAAAAUGGAAGUCAAAUUUCGUCGUAUAAUUAGUGGUUAGUAUAUACAUUUGUCGGGCCCUUUUUUUAAAUAAAGAUACAUUUAUUUUA